UCCUUCAGCAUAAGAGGCACAUGCUGAGUUUCAGAAGCUGAAGAUUGGACUUUUUGUUUCUAUGUUCAAACUACAUCUUCAUUGAAGGCUAAAGAGAGAUAAGCUAUAUGCCUUGGUAAUAGGCUCUGAGCUUGCAGCGACGCUCGGUUGUGUACAUGCGGCUUCCCGAGUAUGCAGGCAAGAUGUUAAAGCACAGAGGCGGCAGAUGCAAAACGCAGGCUGGAAAGGACACAGCGGUUCAAGGAACGAAUGACAGUAGUAUAGUAAGCAAAUGUUCUGCUGCUGGACUAGGCUACUUUGAGGACAAUUUCCUGAAAUGUUUUGUCCAGAAAACUGUUCGAAGAUCCCCAUUAAUAAACAGGGGAUACUAUAUCCGUGCAAAGGCAAUGUCUCACUGCCAGAUGAAAUUCCUUCAGGUGACACAAGGCCAUCCAAGGAGACAGAUAUUAUCACUUGGAGCUGGAUUUGACACUCUUUAUUUCCGACUGAAAGCAUCUGGCCUACUGAAAGAUGCAAUGUUUUUUGAAGUGGAUUUUGAAGAUGUUGUAAAGCGCAAAGCAGCUUUGAUCAAGGCUGAUUCACACUUGCAAGAAAUAUUAGAAGAUGCUGAAUUUGAUCCACAUGGCCAGAAUAGAGAACUGGUUAUUAGGGGAAUAGAUUACACACUUGUAGGAAUAGACCUGAAAGAACUGGACAAACUGGGUAGGGUCCUGAUUGAGGCUGGCAUUUCCCCUGAAGCUCCAACACUGCUGAUUUCAGAAGUGGUCCUGACUUAUAUGGAAAAUUCCAAGUCUGAUGGAGUGAUUGCAUGGGCAGCAAAAUUUUUCAGUUCAGCAGUCUUUGUAAUGUAUGAGCAGCUGCAACCUUCUGAUCCCUUCGGACAAGUUAUGCAGAUGCAUUUCCAACAGCUAAAUUCAACUCUGCAUGCACUUCAGUUGUAUCCUGAUAAAGAAACUCAAAGAAUGCGUUUCCUGCAUCGGGGCUGGGAGAAAUGUUUUUGCAUUGACAUGAAUCAGUUUUACUAUGGACUUCUUUGCCAAGACGAGAGAAACAGAGUAGAUCAACUUGAGCCCUUUGAUGAAUAUGAGGGUUGGCAUCUGAAGUGUUCUCAUUAUUUUAUUCUGACUGCAUCUAAAGGACAGCUGAGGGAUCGUCUGCUACUGUCGGGUGUUCUUGGCACCAGUCUUUCAAUAGCAGUUCCAACAUUUGUUCCUCAUUCAGUUCCAGUUUCCAAACUACAUAUGGAUCCAAAUGUGGUUGGCAUGGUAGGAUCUGUAGAUGACAAUACUGCACUAGCCAGGUUUGGCUUGCAAUGUGCACUACUACAACCGGACUGUGUACUAGUGACUGGGGGAGCAGGAAGACAUGGACGAGAAGAGGGUGUAUACAUUCUUUUCAGAGCAGAGACUGGUUGGAGGACAGUGCAUGCAAAAGUUGAAUGCAUCACAGGCACAGAAUGGGGGGCAAGGAUGUUUCACACAGUAACUCCACUUCCUGGAUGCAGAACUUGUGUAGUUUUUGGUGGGCGCUCCUCUCCUUUGCAGCCUGUGUGCAGCGUGCUAAGGUUAACUUGGAAUCCACUUAAUCCGGAGAAUUGUUCAUCCUUGAAACUAAAUGUUCACCAGCUGCAUUGCUUUGGCACUUUACCACCAUCAAGAUGGCGACAUACAGCGACCCUGCUCACCUGGAAAGGAAAGAUCUACUUAUUUGUUUUUGGUGGAAUCUCUGUCGUGCACAAAGCGUUAUCAGACUGGCACUUUCUUGAGCUGGAGAGCAACACGUGGGACAAGAUCCCUGUACGAGGCCCUGCACCAGAAGGCCGUCACUCCCACUCUGCCUGCCCCUAUGCUGAAGGGCUGGUUAUAGCAGGAGGUGCUGGAAGGGAACACAACCCUCUGAGUUCUGUGGUUUUGCUAAAACCAGUUCAGUGUGGGUUUGAGUGGCAGGAAUUACAACUUGAAGCCUCAUUUAUUGCCAGGUACUCCCAUACAGCACAUGUAUUUGGUGAUCAGCUUUAUCUUGUUGGAGGAAUCUGGAUUGAAGCCGUAGGGGUUCCAGGUGUAGCAGUGAUUGAUCUGACUUCAGGACAAUGCAGAGAAUACACUAUUAACACCUGUUCCGUGCCAUGGCCUGUUAUGAUGCACUCACACAGCUCGCUGCUCCUUGAGGAAGAAAAAGAGAUCCUGGUGAUUGGUGGUGGUGGGAACUGUUUCUCUUUUGGGACAUACUUUAAUUUGUUGCCACUGGUGCUGAAUUUGAGUGAUGUUAGAUAAUAGCAUCAGCUGAUGAGAGACCCUGGUUUUAUCAAGUGGAUUUGUGGGUACAUUAAAGAAAAUUCAGCACAUCCUUAAGUUAAAUUAUGUAUGUUUAGGUGUACAAGUUUGACCAUGCAUUGGGUUCCAGUCUGUUAACAUUAGGUAAAUAUUUCCAAUAUGGUAUACUUUGAUACAUUUAAAAUAUGAUCUUUUUUAUGCUUCUGAACACCAUUAAUGGAGGACCUGCUUAAGUCGGGUAUGUCAUGCACACUGGGCUUCAUUCAGCGCAUGGAGAAAUUUAACUAAAGGACUGCAUAUCAAAUCAUCAUUCAAGACUCUUUACUGGUUUUUACUUAUUAUUAGUAUUUUAAACAGAAUUGAAUACAUGUAGAUGAAAUGUUUUCAUAGCAUUGAAAAUAUUUUUAUUAUCUGCAAAAAUAAAUUAUGCUUUUUUAAAAAACUUUAAAUCAAGCCUAUGUACAUAAAGGAAGUAUAGUUAAGUAUAGGCCUGUUACUAUACAUUUUUUAACAGACAUUUAAACAGAAGAUAUGUUGCUGAAAUUGUAGACCCAAGCAUUGGCCCAUCUCAGCUUCCUUUCAGAUGAGCUGUAAACUUGAGAGAUGUCACUGGGUGGGUGUAGAGAAUCUGAAGGCUGUCUUAUGUUUACAACAUCUGAGAGUGUUAGAGACUCUGAGAACUUAACGGUGGGAUAAGUAAGCUAUUCCCGCACUCCGCUGGUAACACAGUGAUCACUUCUACACUGUGCUACACCUUAUCAGAGGAACAGCUCCUCCAAGGGUAGAAAGGGUAAAUUCCCGAAACAAGGAUAAAACUAUGGUGGACAGGUUUCAAAGCUGGUUUGCCUUUGUAUAAUGAAGAAUAUUUGAUGAUUAAGUACAACGAACUGUCACAUUUCAUGGUUGAGUUUCAGGAAGUUUUGGUAUUGUGGCAUUUUGGGUACUGCAGAGGCUUAAACAUCUUAUUUCAUAUGCAUAUGAUGCAAUCAGAUUGAGUGGAUAAGGUGGGAGCCAUUGGAGAUUUAUGUAAAUGAGCAAAGGUAAAAAAAAAGGAGCGCAUUAUAAUUAAAACUAAAAUGUAUAAUCCAGACAUUGAGAUACUGACCAAAUUCAUCCACUUUACUGCCUUGGAAGAUAAGUUACAUCAUCUUUGUUAAUGUUUAUUAACUCGGCAACAGAAAAUGCACCACUCUGUUACUAACAGUUCAGUGGUGACUCUUUUUGCACAUUCUGAAUCAAACAUCUAUCUCCAUGUUCCAUUUGUGGACACAAAAAGCUUGACCUGCUGUAUUCAAGCGUUAAUGUCUUUAAAUGUAAAUCUGUGGCACAACCGGGCAGGUAUGACCACAUCUCUCUGCCAUCUACAAGCCUGCUAUCAGACUGCAACAGCUCGCAUGUUAUCCAAGCCAGGAGGUCUUGUGUGUGUUUGGGGUGCUGUCAUUUGUUAAAAUAUUUUUAUUGAGCUUUUUAAAGUUUGCUUUUCAUCUG
Messenger RNA from Polypterus senegalus (gray bichir), 3761 nucleotides. It is a transcript of the gene lcmt2, whose product is annotated as leucine carboxyl methyltransferase 2. NCBI's taxonomy places the organism in Eukaryota, Metazoa, Chordata, Cladistia, Polypteriformes, Polypteridae. Bases 156 to 2273 code for a protein of 705 amino acids. The transcript is spliced from 14 exons. Gene Ontology annotation, biological process: tRNA methylation; wybutosine biosynthetic process. The record is from RefSeq and is a predicted model, not a curated record. Gene Ontology annotation, molecular function: protein binding; tRNA methyltransferase activity.